AUGGAGAAAAUAAUGGAGAAACAAGAUCUCAGCAUAGACUCAUGCGACAAACUCGAAAACCAUGGGCUCGGCACAUACCAGGAUGCGCAGCUAUACCAAUUGGGGUACAAGCCUCAGCUGCGCCGCACACGCAAGCUGUCCAGCAUGCUGUUCAUGUCCCUGUCAAUUGCCUCUAUUCCCUAUGGUGUUGGUAGCGCCCUUAUCAACGCGGUAUAUGGCGGAGGUCAACUCUCCCUUUUCAUUGGACUCCUAGUGGUGUUGGCUCUGGAUACCUGCGUCGCCUUGUCUCUUUCAGAACUCGCCUCAAGAUACCCUACCUCAUCUGGUAUCUACCACUGGUCAUUUCGACUCCUGAAGACCAAACGGAGCAGAAAGUUAGUCUCGUUUGUCACGGGCUGGAUCUGGCUCAUCGGAAACUGGACCAUAUCUCUUUCUGUGAACUUCGGAAUCGCUUCUCUUAUCGUUGCUACUGUGUCCAUCUUCUACCCUGCCUGGACAGCCUCUUCCUGGCAGCUUCUUCUCAUCUUCUAUGCUAUCUGUCUUGUAGUUUUCAUGAUAUGCUUUUUCGCCGACCACCUCCUUCCUCUCAUCGACACACUCUCCGCCGCAUUUUCAGUCGUCACAUGCAUCACACUCGCUAUAACCCUUCUCGUCCUCGCAAAAACCGGUCGUCACGAUGCGUACACAGGCUUCCUCGGAUAUGACCCCAGCUAUUCCGGCUGGGAGGAGAACUUCACCUUUUUCAUCGGUCUGCUACCACCAGCCUACGCUUUCUCCGCACUAGGAAUGGUGACCUCCAUGGCAGAGGAAUGCACAGACCCCGAAACACAAAUUCCCACAGCCAUCAGCUUGGUCCCCGUGGUCGCCGGUGCUGCGGCUCUGGUAUUCACUGUACCGAUUUGCUUCACGCUUCCACCACUCGCGGACAUCAUUGCUGCGCCGUAUGGUCAAGCCCUGCCAUAUAUCAUCCACGUGGUGACUGGCUCACCUGCAGCCUCAAUAGUCCUCAUGAUCCUCGUUCUAUUUGUUGCCCUUUUCUGCUCUAUCAGCAUCACAACUACCGCCGGGAGAUGUACCUGGGCCUUCUCGCGUGAUAAUGCAAUCCCCUUCUCACAUCUCUGGUCUUCCACUGUUAGGGAUAGCCCUCUGGCAGCGCUAUGCUUGGUUACGGCUAUUGAGAUGCUACUAGGACUCACCUACCUUGGAAGUAGUAGUGCGUUCACGGCUUUUGCGUCGGUGGGCGUGAUUGCGCUGGCUGUGGCUUAUGCGAUUCCCAUCGCCAUCAGCUUGUUCGUUGAUCGUCGCGUUGAAAUUAGUCAGUCGCGUUGGAAGCUGAAUCCUCUCAUUGGAAAGACGGCGAAUGUCCUUGCGAUCUUGUGGAUUGCUUUCCAGGUUAUUCUGUUCAGCAUGCCUAUCACACUGCCCGUCACUAGUGAAACGAUGACCUAUGCGUCGGUUGUGUUCGUGGGCUGUGUUGCUUUAAAUUUCAAAGGGCCCCUGGAAGAAGCUGAGCACUCUUAA
Penicillium griseofulvum is the source of this 1521-nucleotide messenger RNA. Its product is annotated as Amino acid/polyamine transporter I. Gene Ontology annotation, molecular function: transmembrane transporter activity. The record is from RefSeq and is a predicted model, not a curated record. Gene Ontology annotation, cellular component: membrane. The transcript has 2 exons. The coding region runs from base 1 to 1521 and encodes 506 amino acids. Lineage: Eukaryota; Fungi; Ascomycota; Eurotiomycetes; Eurotiales; Aspergillaceae. Gene Ontology annotation, biological process: transmembrane transport.